Messenger RNA from Punctularia strigosozonata HHB-11173 SS5, 697 nucleotides. RefSeq lists its product as uncharacterized. The record is from RefSeq and is a predicted model, not a curated record. The coding region runs from base 266 to 565 and encodes 99 amino acids. The transcript is spliced from 3 exons. Lineage: Eukaryota; Fungi; Basidiomycota; Agaricomycetes; Corticiales; Punctulariaceae.
GAGAUUCUGCUGCCUCCGUUCAUUGAUCUCUCCUGGAGUCCACGAACACCCGUCAUGUUUGGAGCUUGCACAACCGACUGGUUCUACACUAUGCCGUGUUCCGCUGUGAAUUGUGAACGAAGCGCAGCGGCCCCGCGUCACAGACGUUGCCGCGUUCUGAAUUGCACGCGAUACCACCCGACAAAAACGCCGGUUCGCACAAGGACUCCUAUCCAGAACUCGUGCAUGUCGCGGUGAUAUCAUCGACACGGUCAGGAUUGCCGCAAUGUUCGACCCUGCGUUCACCGAGAUGUGGCGCAUCAGAGACGUUCGUGGUGCGAUUCCCGCCGAAGGUUAUUCAUGCUAUCGACAUCCUCACCAGGAUUUUCUCCGUCUCGCGGAAACCCACACGCCCUCGGGCGUGCAUGAUCCUUGCAAACUGUCUCGGUUCUCGACGACGCAUCCCUGCGACCGUCUGCACAGCGCGGAUCUGACCUGCCUGACGUCAUACGUCAGCCCGAAGGGCGGCAAGAACGUUUCUGCCAUGUCACCCAUUCAGAUCGGACUUCCGGUUACAUCAGUUUGACAUGGACUCCAAGGGCGCGGCAAAAAGCGCAUACAAAACCAGCGUUCAUGUAUUCGGUGUGGGUAGCGAACGCGACGAUCCACCACAAUCUACUCACCACCGGUCCCUUCCUCCUCCUAAUCCCUUGCACCC